This is a messenger RNA of Epinephelus fuscoguttatus (brown-marbled grouper), 4730 nucleotides long. Its product is annotated as ras-related protein Rab-9A-like. Gene Ontology annotation, molecular function: GTP binding; GTPase activity. The transcript is spliced from 3 exons. Bases 243 to 848 code for a protein of 201 amino acids. NCBI's taxonomy places the organism in Eukaryota, Metazoa, Chordata, Actinopteri, Perciformes, Serranidae. Gene Ontology annotation, biological process: Rab protein signal transduction; retrograde transport, endosome to Golgi. The record is from RefSeq and is a predicted model, not a curated record. Gene Ontology annotation, cellular component: lysosome; late endosome; phagocytic vesicle.
GUCAUCAGCGGCUGCGGGGCCAGAGAGCAGCGGGGGUGACACCGGAGCGUCGUGUCACCGGCUGACAGCAGCACUCUGCCGGGAUGUACGAGGGAAGUUUAACCGCAGCAGCUGGGCUGUGACCACCACACUAACAGAUUGGUGACAAAAUGAUCUGUGUGCUGAUGUAAGGGUGGAACCACUUCCUCUCUUGUUGGUGUCUCCGAACAGACUAGUGAGACCAAACUUGGCCCUCUGCAGUCAUGAUGUCCAAGUCCGCCCUCCUGAAGGUGAUCCUUCUGGGUGACGGUGGUGUCGGGAAAUCAUCGCUCAUGAACCGCUACGUCACCAACAAGUUUGACUCGCACCUCUUCCACACCAUAGGCGUGGAGUUCCUCAACAAAGAGCUGGAGGUGGACGGCCACCACGUCACCCUGCAGAUCUGGGACACGGCGGGUCAGGAGCGUUUCCGCAGCCUCCGCACACCUUUCUAUCGUGGCUCCGACUGCUGCCUGCUCACCUUUAGUGUUGAUGACGGACAAAGCUUCAGCAACCUCAUCAACUGGAAGAAGGAGUUUGCUUAUUACGCUGAUGUCAAGGACCCUGACAACUUCCCCUUCGUGGUGCUGGGCAACAAACUGGAUGUGCCCGAGCGGCAGGUGUCAGGGGAGGAUGCCCGGCAGUGGUGCCGAGAGAACGGCGGCCACCCGUACUUUGAGACAAGCGCCAAGGAUGCUACAAAUGUAGCGUCGGCCUUUGAGGAGGCGGUACGACGCAUUCUGGCGCUGGACGACAGAGCUGACCACCUUAUCCACACCAACACAGUGGACCUGCAGAAGAAGAGUAACCCUGACCCCACCUGCUGCUGAGCUGAAGGUGACUCGCGGCUCAUGUGAUGCUCCUGCAGUCGCCACAGACAAUAAGUGUGGUUUGUGACUCUGUGGAAAGAGGAACUUGUGUUUAGCCACUGUAUGUGAUGGCCUCAGAUGAACCUGUGAGCAGGAUCCACAUUUGUGAUAUUUUUUUAGACUAAAAUGACAAUAUUUAGUGCUAAUAUUCCGCAUUUUCAGCACAGAAGGGACCCAAAACCCACCAUCUCCCAACUCUGAUCCAGACUGGGCCUUUUCAGGAAUGUGAUUAAUAAUUUAAACCAACUAUUAAUGAUUAGUUAAUAGAAUAUUUCUGAUACACGUUUAUAGAUGUAUUUGUGGUCAGUGAUGAACCUCAGUUGUGUUAGAGGUCAUUGUAACUAGCUGAUACCUGAAAUUUAAAGGCCUUUAGGGAGUGACUGUGUCUUGGGUUCCUGUGGUAAAAGCUAAAUUAUGUCACCUCUGAACAGUUCUCUAAACAUAAAACUGCCAAAGGUUAAAAAGCAGAUUUGGCGUCACUGUUGAAGCUGUGGCUACGAGUGUGAGACCACAAAAAGAGAAGUUCUGAGGUUAUUUCUGCCCCGAGAAGCAGAUACAACCACCUUUUCAGCUAAAUCAUUGUGAUUUAGUACUGAUUUUCCUUAAUCAACCCAGUUAACCUACCAUAAGGCAGGACUGCAACCUGCUGACACCCUUAGAAACUCAAUUUAAGUUAUCGGUGUCUUAAGUGUUGUAGUUCUCAUUAUUGUUUGCAUAAAACAUGUCAUAUUUGAAGUUAUAAUGCAUUUAGAAACACAAAAUACUAAUUUCCCUAACUUCUACAACAAUAUCAUGACCCUUGAAAGUGUACAUGACGAAUCAAAUUGAAGGUCGAAACCACUGUCUUUCUGGUAAAUAACUAAUGAGAUUACUUUGGUGCUGAUUUUAUAGAGUUAAUCACAUGAUCAACUACAUUUAAUAGUUAAAAAAGUCCAGAUAAAAGAUCCUUUCUGUUCUGUUGGGAUGAUAGUGCCAAAAAGAUCUUACAAACGUUGCUGAUUAAAAUGAUCAUGACUUUUGGUUACACCAGUGAUGCCAUAAUGGAAUUUAGUGUGUCUCGUAGUUGUUGCUACAAUUAUUAGCCCCUCCUCUCACGAUGAAGAGCUGAGCACGCUGCUGAACCUGAAACUUUUGUUGUAAGACUCAAAUGACUCCCACCAUAUUUUUUACAUUUGAAAUAAAACAGUAGCCAGCAGCAGAGAAAAAUCAGCCUCUUGUGUGUUAUUACAUUUUUUAAAUUUGAAGCGCAGCACCCUGAUUGUCCACAAGGUGGCACCCACGUGUCAGUUAUCAGCUACCAGCCCAUGAGCUACAGACACAGUGACACACAGGUGUUUUCACUUACUGGUCAGUUUAAAGUUGGGCAGAGCUUUUCUGGGAAUAACGUGGGCUCGGCAAAUUGCACUUUAAAUAAAAAAUGAUCUUUUGUUUCCAACCAAAUAGAUCGGGAAUGUGAGUCACAUGCAGUCUGCCCCCACACCUCUGAGCAGAGCUCUAAUUAGGGAACAUAAGUGAUAUCACCUGUGUGGGUGUCUUGCUCUAUUGUGUUGACACAGGAGGCAGCAUCCAAGUCAAUUGGCUUCCCCUGCUGCAAGAGUUAUUCCUUGAUUACAGCUCACACAAGCUUCCAACCUCAGAAAUGUAAGAUUUUUCUAGUUUUUUUUUUUUUUUAAAUUACUAGUGUUGCAAUUAAAAUAUUUUGUCAAUUAUUUUAUUUUUAGAGUAAAAUGACAAUGUGUAACAACAGCAAAACACACAACUUAUGCAGUAUAAUCCAAGUGUUACUUAUCCAGUCAUAUGCUCAGUACUUCCCAAACAGACAGCCCAAACGUGUCUAUAGUCCCUUCAAAGCCAGACUCCAUUGAGAAAAGAAAAGUAAUUUUAUCUUGCUUGAAGCUGAGCUGCUCAUCUACCACUGCCUCAAUCCUGACUUGUGUUAUGGUAUGACUUUGGUGUUUUAUGGGUUAGUAUGGAUUCACCAAAGUCACACCAUAACACAAACAAACUAAUAGAAGCAGCAGUAGACCAGCAGCUCCAGUGUUCAGCAAGGUAAAAUAACUGUUUUUGUCAGUGGAGUCUGGCUUUGAAGAGAGCACAGAUACGUUUCUCUUUGAGUUCAGUCCUGUGUUGGAAAGAAGUGUCUGUUUGGGAAGUACGCAGCACGUUCAGAUAAAUCAGACUUGGAUUACACUGCAUGAGUUGUGUGAUCUAGUUUUGCUCCGCUUUAGAUUCCUCCUUCACCGUGGAGGCGUUCGAGAAAAACCAAGCUUUCUUGACGAAUUCAAUGUAACGUGGUAAAUAAUUGAUAUACAAACGGUCAUUCUCUUUAUAGUUGAUGUUAAUUUUUCUUCUGCAUGCAAGGAAUAGAGUGCCCCAGGAAUGAGUCUCUAAAAACCGUGAAAUGAGUUAGCAUUUUCCCACUCACAGUCUGUGGGUUUUUUUGAAUGGGUUUUUGGUUAGAUGCCUGAAAUAAGGUCUGUGGUUAACACAAGCUGAAGAGACUUUCACGUUUUGUUCCACAGCAUAAAAUACAUCAGAAAAUACCCCACUUGUGAACUUUGAAACCUCUGUGCGUCUUAAAAAAGGCAGGCGCUAACAAGUGGCUAAAUUGGACUACAGAAUGACAUCACGCUGAACACAGCUUUACAGCCUUGUUAUGGUGAUGACGUCUGUUCAUCGCCGAACAUUAGCUUUUUACUUCUAGCGUUUGCCUUUAGGCUUCAAUUAUUAUAAAAGUGGUGUUUAUUUGUGAAGAUUAUCUCGCUGAACAAAACGUGAGUAUCACAGCUUAUUUUCUUCAAUAAUAAAUUCAAUGGAAAAAUCUGAUAGGCUUUUUGAUGAGGGAACCACUGUGAAGCUAACUUCCACGUCAGCCUACAGAAAAAUGUCAUCCCUGGGGUGCUAUAUUGCUGCUCUGUGUUGCAUUUUAAUAAAUAUAUAUGUUUUUUGGAUUGUUGGUUGAGCGAAAGAAAAGCAACUUAGAGACGUCAACCUCGGCAACCUGUUUUUAGAAUGGAUCAUGUAUGGAAAUAAUAAUCCAGCUUUGCGGCAAUGCCUUAAAUACAGACUUGUUACUAUUAAAAGAGAAAAAAAACCCAAACACAAGAACGAGACAGUAGACAACGGUGUCACGAUAAUAAAAAAUAUCGGUUUUACUAGAGAAGGUUACAAAAAUCAUCACUAUAUAGGAGUCAUAGAACUAUUUCCAACUUAAAAAAUAAAACCAUAAUGAAACACCUACAGGGACUACAAUGCCAUCAAAGUACAAUGGAGUUUUCUUUAGAAAAGAGUGGGUGGAGAGGGAGGGAAGGGGAGUGUGGAGGAGGGGGGCAAACACCGCCUACCAUAGUUGUCAGUACAAUUGACUACACAUCACCUGAAAAACUGCAAAGACACAGUCAUGUCUCCUUCAUGCAAAUAACGAGGAAACAACAACACCCUGACACGCAUCGUCUUAUAGGAAAUUGAAGUUUGCCUUUACAUCAACCUGGUGGCAAAGCACGUAUAUUUAUCAAACAUAACACACAUGGCAAUAUAGUCCUUUUUUAUACAGAAUAGACAGCUGCACACAUGGACGAUACUGACAUGCUUCAUCUCAUCAAAGUUCAAAUAUUUGUCUUUUUUUUUUCUUUUUUUUAGGGUAAACUAACCAGUGAUGAUCGAUAUAGAAUAUAGUUCAUGAUUAUUAAACAAUAUCUGAUUAUAAAAUUAAUGUAUGAAAAUUCCUGACUUGUUUUUAUUCAGAGUGUAAACAUCCAAAACAGUCUCUGUGGCUCAUGUGAGAGGCAUGACGUUCAAAAUAAAAUUUAAAAAAAAAAAGAAAAAGUGACUUUUUUUGUCAAC